Messenger RNA from Oncorhynchus gorbuscha (pink salmon), 1194 nucleotides. Its product is annotated as coiled-coil domain-containing protein 42-like. The coding region runs from base 207 to 1064 and encodes 285 amino acids. The record is from RefSeq and is a predicted model, not a curated record. The transcript is spliced from 6 exons. Lineage: Eukaryota; Metazoa; Chordata; Actinopteri; Salmoniformes; Salmonidae.
AUGACAUUUAACCUAGACGUUGAAGGAACUUUUCGCCCUAAAAUGUUAGCAGCUUCUAUCUGUUCCAUUUAAUGUAUGACUUUCCUCUCUCUACCCAAACACAACAUUAUGAUUAGCAGAAGGCUCAUGGUUUAUGUUAAGAAGAAAUAAGAUAGUCAAUCCCCACUGACCAUUUUGACAGGAAGGCCACGUCCGCAGCAGAUGAGAUGCUGGCCCCCUCCUCCCGUCUACUGCAGAAGAGACGGGAGGCCAUGGAGGUCAACAAUGCUAUGACGCUGCAAAGAGAGGAUUUUGAGUCAACUCUCAGAGCCCUGAGAAUCCGCAAGGAUGAGCUCAUAGAGAAGGAGGGCCAGAUGAAGGAAUAUCUGCAGAAAUUUGACAACUUUCUGAAGGAGAACGAGGUGAAACGAUGUCGAGCUGUUAGGAAGGCCGGCCGAGAGAGGGAACUGACCAAUCAGAAGCAGGUGGACCUGCUCACUCUCCAGGAGGAGACGAAGGCUCUCGUCAAAGAGAGGGACCGUCUGGAGAAACGAGUGCAGAAGAAUGCCAUAUACCCCCAUUACCUUGAUAAAGUGGUACAGGCCAGUGAACAGUUUCAGGAGGCCAGACAGGUGAUGUCUCGCUACGACACGUUGAUGCUGACCCGGGAGGACCUGGUGCGGACCACCCAGCAGAACCAGGACAGCACGGAGAACGCCCGGGCCCAGCUGGCCCGCUUCACAGAGCAGAGCAAUGACACCCUGCUGCACUACAACAACACUCUGGCCCAGCUACAGAGCCAGCUGGACAAGGCCCGCGCUGAGGGCAUGAUCUGGGAAUCGAGAUGGGCCCACAUUCAGAACACAGCUGCCAAGAAGACACUGCUGUUGGGCACAAUCAAGAUGGCCACUCUUAAUCUGUACCAGUGUGUGUGCAAGAGGGCGAAAGACACUGGGGAAUCGCCUAUUGCUCCAGAGGACACUAUUAAGCAGCUGGAGAAGAUCCAGACCUUCCUAGCCGAUCUGAUCUGCAUUUGGGAGGAGGUGAACAAGCCGGAUCAGCCAGGGCCAACCGGACACAGAUAGAUGAUCCGCAUCCAUCAACAGAGCUGUUUUGUAUGAAAGUUUAGAUUCUAUACUAUAUUGUCAUUGCCCUUUGCUUAUCAACAAAAAGCAUUAUUGCACUGAUCAGAUCAAAAAUAAAGAUAUUUUGAGA